CGCGUGGGCGGUGCUGGUUUUGCCGUUUGCUGAUGCUCUGCCUGUCCGUGCGUCGAGCGCACCUCACCGGCGGCGGGUACAGGGGGGAGGGGAGGAGAGGAGGAAAAAGGGAGGGGCGAGUUCGUUAUCCUUUCCUCCGAUCGUUUCUGUCACUUGGACCAUCUGACGGGGGUCGGGGUGAAGAAACGGUAAAAAAAAAAUAAUCUCCCCACCCCCACCCCCACCGCUGCCCGGGCCCGGAGCCUCCGCCGUCGAAUUUCAGCACCUCCCGGGCGGGUUGUAUGUAGCACAGAAAACAGCCAUGAAUCACCUGAGAACAUUGACUGCAAAAUUUAAACCACAGACUGUCAAGAGAUUUACUUGGCACCAUGUAGUCUUGAGGUCGGUAUUUCAGACGAGGCUUUACAGUGUAUCUGGAACUCCAGAACCUUUUCUCAAUGGAAAUCAUUCAAAUUAUCUUGAGGAAAUGUAUUGUGCCUGGCGUGCAAAUCCAAAAAGUGUUCAUGAGUCCUGGGAUAAGUUUUUCCAAGCUUCCAAUGCAAGUGCACCUUCAGAAUUGUUGAACAGGCCAUCGAGAAGCCUGCCAGUUGCGGCUCAGGUGCAAAACAGAACUCAAACAUCGGCUCAAGCUGCAAAGCUGAUUGAAGAUCAUCUAGCUGUACAGACGUUAAUUAGAGCAUAUCAGAUCCGAGGACAUCAUGUGGCUCAGCUGGAUCCAUUGGGAAUUCUGGAUGCAGACUUGGACUCGUGUGUUCCAUUUGAUCUAAUCACUUCAAUGGAUAAACUUGGUAUUUAUGGACUGCAUGAGUCUGAUCUGGAUAAGGUUUUUCGAUUACCUACGACAACCUUCAUUGGAGGAAAUGAACCUGCAAUCUCAUUACGUGAAAUCCUAAAACGUUUGGAGAACACUUACUGCAGACACAUUGGCUUGGAGUUCAUGUUUAUAAAUGAUGUGGAACAAUGCCAAUGGAUCAGACAGAAGUUUGAAACUCCAGGUAUCUUAAAAUUUACUAACCAGGAGAAAAAAAGGCUAUUGGCUCGGCUGGUCCGUUCAACAAGGUUUGAAGAAUUUCUUGCAAGAAAAUGGUCUUCUGAGAAGCGGUUUGGUGUGGAAGGAUGUGAGGUAUUAAUUCCGGCUUUGAAAACCAUCAUUGAUGUAUCUAUUGCCAAGGAAGUGGACCAUGUGAUUAUGGGAAUGCCACACAGAGGCCGGUUGAAUGUUUUGGCCAAUGUAAUCCGGAAGGAUUUAGAGCAAAUUUUCUGCCAGUUUGAUCCAAAGCUGGAAGCUUCAGAGGAGGGAUCAGGAGAUGUUAAGUAUCAUCUGGGGGUUUACCAUGAAAGGAUCAACCGAACAAAUAACAAACACAUUACCAUGUCACUUAUGGCAAAUCCAUCACACCUUGAAGCAGUGAAUCCAGUCGUACAAGGAAAAACCAAAGCAGUGCAGUUCUACCGUGGGGACACCAAAGGCAAAACGGUUAUGUCCAUCCUUCUACAUGGUGAUGCUGCUUUUGCAGGGCAGGGUAUUGUGUAUGAGACAAUUCAUCUCAGUGACCUCCCAUCCUAUACUACACAUGGUACUAUCCAUGUAGUUGUUAAUAAUCAGAUUGGAUUUACUACAGAUCCUCGCAUGGCGCGCUCAUCUCCAUACCCAACAGAUGUUGCACGUGUCGUGAAUGCGCCUAUCUUUCAUGUAAAUAGUGAUGACCCAGAAGCAGUGAUAUAUGUCUGUAAAGUAGCUGCAGAGUGGAGGAACACAUUCAAUAAGGAUGUUGUAGUUGAUCUGGUUUGCUAUCGUAAAAGGGGACACAAUGAAAUGGAUGAGCCAAUGUUCACUCAGCCACUGAUGUACAAGCAGAUCCAACAGCAAGCAUCUGUUCUGAAGAAAUAUGCAGAUAAAUUGAUAUCUGAAGGAGUUCUGACACUGCAGGAGUAUGAGGAGGAAGUAGCAGACUAUGACAGAAUUUGUGAGGAAGCCUUUACCAGAGCAAAGGAUGAGAAAAUUCUGGAAAUCAAAGAAUGGCUAGAUUCCCCUUGGCCAGGUUUCUUUACUCAAAGUGGAGAGCCAAAGAGUUUGACUUGCGCCCCCACUGGUGUUUCUGGAGAAGUCCUCCAGCAUAUUGGGAAUGGAGCCAGCUCAGUGCCAGUCAAGGAUUUUACCAUUCAUUCAGGUUUGUCUCGUAUCCUGAGGGGGCGAGCGGAGAUGGUCAAGAAUCAAAUGGUUGAUUGGGCAUUGGCAGAGUAUAUGGCGUUUGGUUCUUUGCUGAAAGAAGGAAUACACGUAAGGCUAAGUGGACAAGAUGUUGAGCGAGGCACCUUCAGCCAUCGUCAUCAUGUAUUACAUGAUCAAGAUGUAGAUAAAAAAACUUGCGUCCCCAUGAACCAUUUGUGGCCAGACCAAGCUCCUUACACUGUUUGCAACAGCUCACUUUCUGAGUUUGGUGUGUUAGGCUUUGAACUUGGAUUCGCAAUGGCUAACCCUAAUGCUUUGGUGUGUUGGGAGGCUCAAUUUGGUGAUUUUAACAACACUGCACAAUGCAUUCUGGAUCAGUUCAUAAGCUCAGGCCAAACAAAGUGGGUUAGACACAAUGGAAUUGUGCUGCUUCUGCCUCACGGAAUGGAAGGGAUGGGUCCAGAGCACUCUUCAGCCAGACCAGAACGAUUCCUACAGAUGUGCAAUGAAGAUUCAGAUGUCUAUCCUGAAUAUACUGAAGAAUUCGAAGUAAAGCAACUGUUUGACUGCAAUUGGAUUAUAGUAAACUGCUCCACACCAGCAAACUACUUUCACGUGUUAAGAAGGCAGAUUCUGCUACCAUUUAGAAAGCCGUUAAUAAUCCUCACGCCAAAAUCCCUGCUAAGACAUCCAGAUGCCAGAUCCCAUUUUGAUGAAAUGAAAACAGGCACAGCAUUCCAACGUAUCAUCCCUGAUGAAGGGCUAGCAGCUCAAAGUCCAGAUGAUGUGAAGAGGCUGAUUUUCUGCACAGGCAAAGUUUACUAUGAGCUUGCAAAAGAAAGGAUAAACAGAAAAAUGGAGAAGGAGGUGGCUAUCAUUAGAUUGGAACAGAUAUCACCAUUCCCCUUUGAUAUGUUAAAAAUGGAAAUUGACAAAUAUCCUAAUGCUGAGCUCAUUUGGUGCCAAGAAGAGCACAAAAACAUUGGCUACUAUGACUAUGUGAGGCCUCGUUUCAGAGUGACGGUACAGUUCAAAAGGCCUAUUUGGUAUGUUGGACGUGACCCUUCAGCAGCCCCUGCCACAGGUAAUAAGAACACUCACCUCACAGAGCUGCAGGACAUGUUGGACACAUCUUUCAAUCUUCAAGCUUUUGGGGGCAUGGCAUUUUAGAUUGAAUGAAACCAAUCUUUAUGAACACACAGUUGGCUGUCAUUCCAGAGAAAUGCUCUUCUUAAACUGCUGGCAAAUACUGCCCAAACAAUCUGUUCAUUUCUCAUGUUUUCCCCAUCACUAUCAUUUAUGACAUCAAUAAGGUCUUAUGUAUGUUUUUCUCUUGGAUGGUUUUGCAAGUAAACUGCAUAUUUUAAACUUUUUUUUAACACAGUAAUGUUUAACUAAAAUACAAACAUGAAAGUUGAGUGUGAGAAGACAAAAAUAUACUGCUCAGUCAUUUUAUGCAUUAUGAUCAAUUCUGUUCAGGCAAGAUAUUAAAAAAUGUAUUGAGAGAUUUAUUCAGUUUUCCUCUCUAUGAUUUUGCAAGGCACACACUUUUGUGGUACUGAAUGAAAUAAAGUAUUGUAAUACAA
Molecule: messenger RNA, 3759 nt
Organism: Chiloscyllium plagiosum (whitespotted bambooshark)
Lineage: Eukaryota; Metazoa; Chordata; Chondrichthyes; Orectolobiformes; Hemiscylliidae
Product: 2-oxoglutarate dehydrogenase-like, mitochondrial
Biological process (GO): tricarboxylic acid cycle
Cellular component (GO): mitochondrion; oxoglutarate dehydrogenase complex
Molecular function (GO): thiamine pyrophosphate binding; oxoglutarate dehydrogenase (succinyl-transferring) activity
Source: RefSeq, a predicted model, not a curated record